This is a messenger RNA of Populus trichocarpa (black cottonwood), 1117 nucleotides long. Its product is annotated as reticulon-like protein B5. The transcript is spliced from 5 exons. NCBI's taxonomy places the organism in Eukaryota, Viridiplantae, Streptophyta, Magnoliopsida, Malpighiales, Salicaceae. The record is from RefSeq and is a predicted model, not a curated record. Bases 1 to 798 code for a protein of 265 amino acids.
AUGCAAAAAAACGAGCACACACAUACACUCAAAGAUCCAUCCAUGGCGGAGCACGAAGGGCAGCGUGAAUCAGCGGCUGAAUCACUGGUGGAUAAGAUAACAGAGAAGAUCAACGGUCAUGAUUCAUCUUCGUCGUCUGAUUCCGACAACGAAAAGUUUGAUGCUGUUAAAUCGAAAAUCUUUCGGCUUUUUGGUAGAGAGAAACCCGUCCACAAAGUAUUAGGCGGUGGAAAACCUGCUGACGUUUUCCUGUGGAGGAACACGAAAAUCUCUGCUGGGGUGCUUGGUGGUGCAACUACAGUCUGGGUUCUAUUUGAAUUGCUUGGAUAUCAUUUAAUAACUUUAGUUUGCUAUUUAUCAAUAUUUUCUCUGGCUGUUCUUUUCCUGUGGUCCAAUACAUCCGAUUUCUUGAACAAGCCCCCGCCUAAAAUCCCUGAAGUUGUGCUUCCUGAAAAAUGUGUUCGUGAAGUUGCUUCUGUGCUGAGAAUUGAAAUCAACCGAGGAUUUGCUGUCCUGCGUGAUAUUGCAUCUGGGAGAGAUUUGAAGAAGGUUCUUGCUGUAAUUGCUGGCUUGUGGGUUCUGUCACUUAUUGGGAGUUGCAUUAACAUCCUGACCUUGCUCUACAUAUCCUUUGUUUUGCUGCACACCGUGCCAGUGCUGUAUGAGAAGCACGAGGACCAGGUUGAUGCAUAUUCUGAAAAGGCAUGGAUUGAGAUCAAGAAGCAGUAUGCAGUGUUCGAUGAAAAAUAUUUAAGCAAAAUUCCAAAGGGGGCAUUGAAGGGAGAGAAGAAGGAUUAGAGAGAGGGAGAGAGAGACCAGCUCUAGUGUUCACUGGGUUGAAUUUUGACUCUCAUAAAUGGUCAAUUCCAUUCUUUCAUGGUUAGGUUUUGAGGGGUUACAAGUUACGAGUCUAGACUUAUCAUCAGCCAGCCCUUGUUGUCAAUUGUGUUGAUGUUUGAUCUUAUCAGUGUUGUCGAUUUUAACAUUGUUCAUUGUGUCAUUCCAGUAGUGUUUUUCAUCAGCAUAUUCAUGCUAGAUUUUAACUCUAUUACAAAUUAUUUUACAUUCCAUUUUGGAGAAGGAAAAAAAUAAAGCGAUUCCUGCCUUUGGAGAGAUA